Hydatigera taeniaeformis is the source of this 396-nucleotide messenger RNA. The record is from the annotation of a GenBank genome assembly. Lineage: Eukaryota; Metazoa; Platyhelminthes; Cestoda; Cyclophyllidea; Taeniidae.
AUGCAGACGAUGAUGGAGAUCGGUGGCAAUGGCACUACUUCUCAAAUACACUGUCCAUUUGCCUUUGCUUGUGAGUGGCUGGUGUUCUUCUCACCAAUGACUGGUGUAGUUGUCACAGUGCAUGAUGGUUAUUUUGUGCGAAGAGGGAAGAAUGGUGGUUGUGGGUUGUACUGUGGUUGGCAGAUUUACGACAACUUCGACCACCUUCCCGCUGAUCAGCGAAAUUGGCGUCAAGGUGACGCAACACGGGUUGAAGCCAUGGACGGAGUGAGUUGCGCAGGCCACUUUGCUAGUCGCAUGUGGACUAAGAAUGGAGCAACUGUGCUGGGAAGAACAGGAGCAGCGUCCUCGAAGCCUUCACCUGUAGUCGAGAGGAGAAUGAUUCCAUUUGGAUAA